Molecule: messenger RNA, 1202 nt
Organism: Salvelinus sp. IW2-2015
Lineage: Eukaryota; Metazoa; Chordata; Actinopteri; Salmoniformes; Salmonidae
Product: NADH dehydrogenase [ubiquinone] 1 alpha subcomplex assembly factor 4
Biological process (GO): mitochondrial respiratory chain complex I assembly
Cellular component (GO): mitochondrion
Source: RefSeq, a predicted model, not a curated record
CUCCGUCGAAAAUGUUGGAACCCGUUCUCCCGAGAGAGGGCUUAGACCGUUCGAGCAUGGAUUGUGCAUUGAGAGUUCUUGGAGGUGAUCGUGUCAAAAAUGGGGGCACGAGUUGCACGGUUGUUUAGGAAUUUUAAUUUAGAAAACCGAGUACAUCGUGAGAUUGGGAAGGCAAAACCUGAAGUGGCACCCCGACAUCUKACCCAUAUUGAUCCUGUUCAGAGUACAGAGGUUACUGAGAUCAAUGAUGCCAUCCACAAGAGAAACGACCCCCUCCUGGUCUUGCUGAAGUCUGUGUAUGUGGAAUCAAAGAAUCCUACCGAGGCUCCAAAGGAGAUGACUGAGGAGAACGUGGAGGAGCGCAGACCACUGAAGUUCAGCCUACCGGGGGACCCCUAUGGGAUUGUAGAGAUCACUGAUGUCCCCAAAGGCAAACUGUCUAUUGUUGAGGCCCUAAAAGCUCUGAACAAUCACAAGAAUGCUCCCCAAACAUGGACAUUGGACAAGGUUGCCCAGGAGUACUCUCUUGACUCGAGAGACACUAAAGCACUUCUAGAGCAUUUCAUCCCAUUCGAGGUGAAGAUCAUUCCUCCCAAGACGAAGGACGACGCAAAGCAGAUCAAAGAUACCUAGGACAAAUAUGCAGUAUACCUGGCCUUUUAAAGACAUCUAUCAGCCAAGUGAAUUAUUUAUGUAUGUUAAUGUACUAUAAGGUUGUCUGCCUUGCUUCAAGGUUCAGGAUAGGAAUAGAGAAUGUGUGGAAUUAUUUGUUUUUCUGUUACGAAACGAGGGAGACGCAUGAUUUUAAUCCCAGUACACUACUGUUACCGCUACUCCAAGGAAAGCUAGCUUCAUUGUGGGAAUGGUAAUCAGUGUUGUAAACGGCAAGGUCGUAACGCUACUCCAUAUGAUUGGUGUCAAUCGUCAGUAAAUCUCAAUACACAUUUUAAUAAUGACUAAAUCAACCAAUUAUAUAAUUGUAUGAAUGACGCGAUAUUGGUCUGCAAAUCCAUUCAUGCUACUUCGCUAAUUACUUUCCUAACAAGGCUUUCAUCCCUGUGUCACAACUGACAGUAAAUUGACUGUCACUUGCUAAUUUGGCAUCUUUCUACAAAUCGCAAUGUACUCUCUUCAAUUUUUCAUUUAUAUGAGCCAAUGUUAUGUAUUUUUGUAAUUCCUAUUAAGAGUGGAAAACAUUUUGA